GGAAAUGACAUGUGCGGAUAUUGCCACAAUCCGAAUGACGCACCAGAGAAGUGUGUCCAGCACAUCUCGGACGCCAUACAAAUCAUCUACGACCACGUGCCCCGAGUAAUUGUUUCCCUAACCGUAAUGCUUCAUCUAGAAGUGCUGCGCCUGACUGAUUCUGGACACUUCUUCUGCACAGAAUUACAUGUUGACGAGUGUGGAUGCGAAAGCGACAAAGGUUACAACAACAGCUUCUUGUUGACUUCUCAUUAUCAUAUUACUCAGGCAUGUGUUGAUUAUGCAAAUCGAGAGAUAGCCCUGGGAAAUUCUGGAAAAUUCGACAAGGAAGAUUUCACGCUGGUUGUUCAGCCCUUCUUCAGAGACAUUGUAACACCGCCAAUGAAGGUAAAAAAAUUUGCAUGCAAGCUCAUAUAG
Messenger RNA from Cylicostephanus goldi, 417 nucleotides. Lineage: Eukaryota; Metazoa; Nematoda; Chromadorea; Rhabditida; Strongylidae. The record is from the annotation of a GenBank genome assembly.